Messenger RNA from Priapulus caudatus, 1609 nucleotides. RefSeq names its product glucose-6-phosphatase-like. Gene Ontology annotation, biological process: gluconeogenesis; glucose 6-phosphate metabolic process. Bases 1 to 1392 code for a protein of 463 amino acids. The transcript is spliced from 8 exons. Gene Ontology annotation, cellular component: membrane. Gene Ontology annotation, molecular function: glucose-6-phosphatase activity. The record is from RefSeq and is a predicted model, not a curated record. Lineage: Eukaryota; Metazoa; Priapulida; Priapulimorpha; Priapulimorphida; Priapulidae.
AUGAAACACAAACUGAAGGCAUUGGCACAUGAAGGAGGAGAUGCUGCCAUCCUGCGGAGCAGAGAAGGUGCAAGCCGGGUUCUUGGUUCGGCCAGUAGCGCCACCAGGGAGGAGAAACGGGAAUCUGCUCGGAGCAGGCGAGCGAUGGAGUGUGAGAGCACAGGGAGCAGUCGCCAGUCUCUUGCCAGCGGCAUUCCAGAAGCCAAGCUAGAUGUCAGUGCAGCAGUGGCAUUACCGUUGGAAGAUGACUCCGAACAUUCCAGCCGUGUUGGUGUUGCAGCAGCCAAACAGAGGAAACCUGCAGGCAGCGAUCUGCAGGUGGAACAGGGAAGUCUGGCGGAAGGGGAUCAAGCAAUGAUGCAGCAAGCAAGACCCGUGAAACUCUCCAAACAUCAGCUAAGGCAGCUGUCACAGCAGGAGUUGGAACUGCGACAGUCAAAGCUGAAAUGCUCCACGAUUGCUACCGGUAAGCAGGCGGCCGAACGGAUUCUCUAUGGAGAGAGGCCGUACUGGUACGCACUAGAGUUGAAUGACAACUCGCCCAACAUCACCCCCAUCGUCGACCAGUUUCACAUCACCUGCGAGACGGGUCCAGGUAGCCCGUCCGGACACGCCAUGGUGACAGGUCCAGUGUGGUUCGUACUCGUGUCGGCCUUCCUCUACAAACUGAAGCAGUACUUCUGGCAGGACAAGAACAAACACCCGAAAUCGCUGGUGGUGCUCAUUUGGUCUGCAUUCACAAUCCUGCUUAUUCUAGUCUGCAUCUCACGUCUUCAUAUUGCUGCUCAUUUCCCACACCAGGUCAUUGCCGGGACAGUCUGUGGUCUGAUCCUGGCCGGUGUCUUCACGCGUCUCUCCCUGUGCGACAUCCAGCUUCGCUACUACCUUCUCAUCACCGUCAGCAUGCUCUUCGGUGGCUAUCUCACCUACUUCACGCUGCUCUCCAUGGGACACGACCCGCACUGGUCCGUCAAGAAGGCGCUGAAGUGGUGCACGAACCCGGACUGGGUGCACAUGAACACGGUGCCGUUCCACACGCUCGCGCGCCUCACAGGCGCCAUCUUGGGUCUAGGGUUGGGCCUGCGCUCGACGCGCUACUUCUCGCCGAUACGCACCAAGCAUCCGUUCGAGGUGAAGCUGCUCGCGGCGACGCUCGCCGUGACGAUGUACAACUACGUCGAGUCGGUGCGGCUGCCGCACGACCACCUCGAGCUGUUCUACGCGAUCGCCUUCGUCAAGAACCUGCUGCUGCCGUUCGUCACCGUGGCCGUCGUGCCGCACGUCGCGUGGUUCGCGAUCCGGCGGCUGCACAUGCUCCCCCUGCUCGCGCACCACCGCGCCGCCAGGGAGCGCUGCAAGCACGAGGGCAAGGUGCAGCGCCGCGCCGACUAGACUGCUCUCUUGUCAACGCAGGGAUGAACGAACACAGGCGACGCAGAGACCGCUCUCUUGUCGAUGGACGGACGGACGAACGAACAGACAGGCGACGCAGAAACCGCUCUCUUGUCGACGGACGCACGGACGACGCAGAGACCGCUCUCUUGUCGACGGACGGACGGACGACGCAGAGACCGCUCUCUUGUCGACGCACGGACGAACGACACAGAGA